AGGGAUCCUCUCAGCACGCCCGACCUAUUUCUCUGCGUCCCCGACCACUAGCUGUCGCCGCCUUCAUCCUUUUCAUCCUCAGGUACGGGUCCGCCCCUCGCACCCUCACUCGUUCUGGUAUUCUUAUUUGUUUCCUGCCCGCCUGUCCUGCAUCGCGUGAAGCUUCUUGACCACCGUGCUGGCUCGUCUGCUCCCGUCCCAUCGAUCGUCCCGCCGUCGUGCCCCUCUGCCCUGCCUUGCCCGCCCUCAUCUUGCUCUCCAUUGCAUGUCCUGAGCCUCGCUAUAUACCCAUCGCGCCAUUCGUCACUCUCUCGCUACCCCCCCUCCUUCCCCUCCCUACUCCGCAUCUCCAUCCUCUAGUAAUACAUGGCCCCGGGAAUAAUGUGUUUUGGCAAGAAACCUGAGGACCCCGAUUCUCGUCGAAACGAGGAGAUCGAGAAGGUCAUCAGAAAUGACAGGAAGAAGCAGGAGCGUGAGGUGAAGCUGCUGCUGCUCGGUGCCGGUGAGAGUGGAAAGUCUACGGUGCUGAAACAGAUGCGCGUGAUACACGCCGGCGGCUUCAACAAGACCGAGCGGAAACAAUGGCGUGCUAUCAUCUUCAACAACUUAGUUUCUGCCUUCCAGACCAUCUUUGCCGCCAUGCAGGAGCAGGAGACAGAUUUCGAGGACGAUGACAAUCUGCGCUUUGCCGAACUCAUCGCCGCAGACCCAGAAAUCGGUAUUGAGGACUGCAUGCCCCAGGACUGCCUUGCCGCCUUCAAUAGUCUCUGGGCAGACAAGGGUGUCCAGCUUGCAAUUCUGAAGGGCAACCAAUAUGCUCUCCACGACAACCUCAGCUACUUCUUUGCCGACGUCGAGCGCCUCUUCGGUAAAGAUUACCUACCCACCGAUCAGGAUAUCCUCCGAACGCGACUGCGAACAACAGGCAUAACUGAAACCAUAUUCGAGCUUGGCAACUUGACGUACCGAAUGUUUGAUGUGGGCGGUCAGCGCUCUGAACGAAAGAAGUGGAUUCACGUCUUUGACAAUGUGCAAGUCGUGCUGUUUCUUGUCGCCAUCAGUGGUUACGAUCAUGUUCUCGUGGAAGACCGUAAUGGGAAUCAAAUGCACGAGGCUCUGAUGCUGUUCGAGUCAAUAUCGAAUUCGAAGUACUUCGAGAAAUCCGCAUUGAUCCUUUUCCUGAACAAGAUCGAUCUUUUCCGAGAAAAGAUCGCUGGUGGCAUGAGUCCAAUCAACAAAGUAUUCCCAGAUUACACAGGAAAAACAACCGAUAUCGAGGCAGGCCAAGAAUUUUUCGCAAACAAGUUCCGAAACCUCGUACGGCAGCCCAAGAAGGAAGUCUACGUCCAUUACACAAAUGCCACGGAUACGGACUUGCUAAAGAAAACCAUGGCCUCGGUGCAAGACAUGAUUGUGCAGCGCAACCUGAACGCACUGAUUCUUUGAUUCCCCUGUUCCUGAAAAAUAAAGUCGUUUCACAACACAACAGAGUCAGCCAUCUGAUUUAGCGCGCUGGGACACUAGCAUGGACGAAUGCACGUACGAUGAUACUAUAUACCAUAGUUUCUUUUGGCACAAUCUCAACGGCGGCCCGAAAAAUCAAAGAAAAAUCAGACCACUUUUCUCCCAGGCCGAUUCUCGAUGGCCUCCCCUGAAGGCGUCACCAAUGAUUGGACGAAGGGACCUUCCUGGGGACACCAUGAAUACGAUUUGACGGCCCCUACAUAACCCCCUCGAUAUCCCGAAUUAUUUUCUCUCUGCUCUG
Molecule: messenger RNA, 1765 nt
Organism: Lindgomyces ingoldianus
Lineage: Eukaryota; Fungi; Ascomycota; Dothideomycetes; Pleosporales; Lindgomycetaceae
Product: guanine nucleotide binding protein, alpha subunit
Exons: 6
Coding region: 367-1446 (359 amino acids)
Biological process (GO): G protein-coupled receptor signaling pathway
Cellular component (GO): heterotrimeric G-protein complex
Molecular function (GO): G protein-coupled receptor binding; GTP binding; G-protein beta/gamma-subunit complex binding
Source: RefSeq, a predicted model, not a curated record